Molecule: messenger RNA, 496 nt
Organism: Drosophila persimilis
Lineage: Eukaryota; Metazoa; Arthropoda; Insecta; Diptera; Drosophilidae
Exons: 1
Coding region: 28-429 (133 amino acids)
Biological process (GO): cristae formation
Cellular component (GO): MICOS complex; mitochondrial crista junction
Source: RefSeq, a predicted model, not a curated record
UUUACUUUUUCUUUGGUUUUUUUUGCAAUGGUUCUUGUGGUGCUCGUGAAACUGGGCGUGGUAGCUGGCGUUGCCUUUGCCACCAAGCAGAUGGGAUUUUGGGAGAGUUCGGAGCACUCGGUUGUGCUUUUAGAGAAUGCCAAAGAACAUCUCAGGCCUUACGCAGCGGACCUGAAAGACCGGAUCUGCUGCUGGAAAUGCCAGGAGAAAUGCAAAGAGGAAUUCGAGCCGAAGCCCUGGCGAGAUUCCUGGAUAGAGUCCUGGAAUGACACCAUCAAGAAAGUCUUCCACUUCCUGAAUCAGAUGCCUAUCUACUAUUACCGCUUUUCGGAGGAUGUGCAGCAAGCCGUAACCGAUUUGGCCAAGGAAAAGGACCAGAAGCAAACCACUCCCUCAAAGGUGGACAAAACUCCGGCUAAAUCUAAUUGAAAAUUGCUCCCUUUGAACUUAGCUUUGGCCAAAAUCCAAUCAAUAAAUUUUCCCGCAAAAACAUAAA